Messenger RNA from Plasmodium vinckei vinckei, 1209 nucleotides. Its product is annotated as sphingomyelin synthase 2, putative. Gene Ontology annotation, cellular component: Golgi membrane; endoplasmic reticulum membrane. Gene Ontology annotation, biological process: ceramide biosynthetic process. NCBI's taxonomy places the organism in Eukaryota, Apicomplexa, Aconoidasida, Haemosporida, Plasmodiidae. The record is from RefSeq and is a predicted model, not a curated record. Gene Ontology annotation, molecular function: sphingomyelin synthase activity; ceramide cholinephosphotransferase activity. The transcript has a single exon. The coding region runs from base 1 to 1209 and encodes 402 amino acids.
AUGAAAUUUCUCAAAUUUAAUAAAGAAGAUGAUCGGCCAAAAACCGAAAAUGAUGAAAAUGGUAAUUAUAUAAUAAAUGACAAUUGCCAAAUAAAUAAAGACAUAGAGUUAAAUGAAAUAUCUAUAAAAAAAGAUGAAGAUAUCAGUAAUCCAAAAUGUUUAACAAAAUGGAAGUUACUUAAGAUAUUGCUUACAAAAUUAAUAAUUUCCUUUGGAUUUUUCAUAAUUUCAUUGUUUAUACAAAGCUUCUUUAUGAUAUAUAGUGACUCCUAUUAUAUACCAUAUACAGCACCUUUAAAUGAUCGAAUCCAUACAAUGCUUGGUGGUAGUCCACCUAAAUGGGCUUCAUAUAAUUUGGCAAAUAGUUUAGUGGGUUUACUAUCAGUUACAUUUGCUCAAUUGAUAAUAUUUAAUAGUAUAUAUUUAUCUAUAGCUAUUAUUUGUCGAUUUUUUUAUAUGCAUGGGCUUUUUUAUCUUUUAAGAGGAAUACUAUUAUACAUUACUUCACUACCUGCUACAUUAAAAACAUGUAUACCCCUAGAGAAUGGAAAUAUAGGUUUUAAACUAUUGCAGGUCCUGAAAAUGAAUUUAAACCUGGUAUCUGUAUGCACAGAUUUAAUUGUAUCGGGGCAUACUUUUACAACAACAAUAUUUUUAUUAUUUGUAUUUUGUUAUGUGGACAAUGUUAUAUUAAAAAUAAUUACAGCUUUGUUAUCUUGUUUCAUAUAUUCCAUUUUGAUUAUUGGAUUUAUACAUUAUACAUCAGAUGUAGUAUUAGGGAUAUUGAUUGGUUUUUUUAUUUUUGGGUUAUACCACAUAUUACUUGAUUUGUCAUCCUUACAUUAUAUAACAUCCACAUUAUAUGAUGUUAGAGGUAUAUCAAGUAAGAAAGAGAAUAAAAAUUUUGAAGGCAAGCCAUUUUUUUUAAGAUCUUUUUUAUUAAGAAAUUUAAUGGGUAUUAUCCCACUCUUAGAAGGAUUACAUUACACAUUAGAUUAUGCAAUGAAUCAAAAUAGCGAUACAUUUGGAUUUUGUAAUUGUGAGAAUAAUUUGAACGAAGAUGGUGUACCUAUAGAUUUAUUUAAAGAACCUCAGGUAAAAGAUAAAUCAUUUUUUGGAUAUUCAAACCAUUUAUCUCAUGUAUAUGCUGGAGAUGGCAAACAUAACUUUUUAUUAUUUAAAUUGUUUGGACCUUGCCCAAGGGAAUAA